AUGGCAGCCGUCCAGCUGAACUUUACACUCAGGACGUCGUCCAACUGCAAGACGGUCCAUCUCAUUGGUUCAUGGGAUAGCUACAAGAGUCAACUUCCUCUUUCCAAGGACUCUACGAAACAAGGUGGUUGGAAAGGUACUUUUAGAUUCCAGGGCUCGACGUUGAAGCCUGGCUCGAGAUACUGGUAUUACUACAUCAUCGAUGGCUACCACGUCUCUCACGACCCAGCCCGCGAAUCCACAACCGAACCAACCACAGGCCGCAAACUCAACAUCCUCGACAUUCCAUCUGGGAGAUCGCCAGGACUUGCCGCAGCCCCAGCACCAUCUUCAAAGUCGCAUUCAAGCAGCAAACACACCCGCCGCACCAGCGAACAUAUCCCCAAAGGCCGCUCCUUGUCACCCUCACAAAUCAAAUGCCCACGUCCUAAUCGUCCGCACGAGACCCGCACGAUAACUCGCGAACAAUACAAUGCCUCUUCUGUGGACCGCCUUGCCAGUCGACUCGGGAAAGCUCGACUCGAGUCCGACAGCGAGAGCGACAGUGAUUCCGACAGCGAUGUACCUUCGCUUACGUCUUCACGCAGCAGUGCUUCUUCGUCGCCUUCAUCUACAAGUGCGUCGUCGAGGUCUUCGUCAACGAGCGCGUGCACUUGCAACAGAUAUGGCAUUACCAGGUCUGGUGCGAGGGUUAAGCUUGACUGUGGCGGUGAUGUGUGUGGGCAUGAUGAAGGCAGUGAUUGUUCCUCUGAAAGCGAGGAUGAGAAGCAAUAUCGUGCGCGUACGACAAGACGACAGGGGAUGAUUGUGCGUCGUUGA
Molecule: messenger RNA, 819 nt
Organism: Aureobasidium melanogenum CBS 110374
Lineage: Eukaryota; Fungi; Ascomycota; Dothideomycetes; Dothideales; Saccotheciaceae
Exons: 2
Coding region: 1-819 (272 amino acids)
Source: RefSeq, a predicted model, not a curated record